This is a messenger RNA of Sorghum bicolor (sorghum), 2170 nucleotides long. RefSeq lists its product as uncharacterized. Bases 587 to 1891 code for a protein of 434 amino acids. The record is from RefSeq and is a predicted model, not a curated record. The transcript is spliced from 5 exons. Lineage: Eukaryota; Viridiplantae; Streptophyta; Magnoliopsida; Poales; Poaceae.
GCAGGGCAGUGGCAGCGACCUUCAAAUCGAAAGGCUGCACCUCGGCUCGGCAUGGCCGGAAUUGGUUUUAAUUUGCGCGCAGGGUGCGUAUUUCGAGAGCUGACGAGACGAUCCAGGCCACUGGCCACGAGCUAGUGCUUAGCUUAGCGUAGCGUAGCUUCUUCAGUGCUUCACCAACCACCACACAAGCAGGGAGAGAAGCCGAGUGAGGUCAGGCUGGGGCUGGGCCGGCCGUGCUUCACUGCUGCUGCUGCUUCUUCUUCUUCUUCUUCUUGCUGGCUUUGGCAGUAGCGCAUACACACACAUAUACUGCCAUGGUAGAUUAGAAUGUGUAUUUAACCUGCUUUGGUCGAGGUUCUUCAGGUGGCCGGCCUUCGACGCCUCGUGUUGAAGGAAACAAGGGAAAAGAGUGAGCUGCAGAGCAACCAGACAAGAAGGGCGGUGUGCGCACAGGCACUAGAGACAGCUCUCAUCCUCUAGAAGCUAGCUAGCUAGAGCCGCAAGCCGCCAUCGCCGCCGCCGCAGGAUCAGAAGCGGCCAGGCGCCUCCAAAAGAGAGAUCCACUGCUCCAUCUCCUCCCCCCCGGAUGGCCGCUUCUUGCUCCUGCUUUGUUCCCUUCCUCCUCCUCCUCCUCGCCUCGGCCUCGGCCUUGACGACGACGGAGCGGCGCGGCAAUAAUGGCACGCGGCGGCCGGCGUUCAGCUCGGAGGAGGAGCUCCGCGGGUUCCGGAGCAUCACGGCCAGGCUUGCCAGGCUCAGGGACGCGUCCGUCAAGACGAUCCAGAGUCCCGACGGCGAUGUCAUCGACUGCGUGCCGGCGCACCUGCAGCCGGCGUUCGAGCAUCCCAAGCUGAGGGGCCAGAAGCCAGAGAGCGAGCCUGCGGAGAGGCCGAGGAGCAGCAGUGGCAGUUUCUCCAACGCUGCUGAUCGAGGCGAGGACGACGAUGACGACGACCCGUUGCCGCAGGCGUGGCGGCGGUCCGGCGAGUCGUGCCCGGAUGGGACGGUGCCGGUGCGGCGGACGACGGAGGACGACGUGCUCAGGGCCAGCUCUUCCUCCGCCACCCGCUUCGGGAUGAAGGCCCGUGGCGGCGUGUUCGCGCGGCGCGACUCCACCGGCGGCGGCCACGAGCACGCGGUGGGGUACGUGACCGGCGGGCAGUUCUACGGCGCCAAGGCGAGCCUGAACGUGUGGCCGGCGCAGGUGGCGUCGCCGGCGGAGUUCAGCCUGUCGCAGAUCUGGGUCAUCUCCGGCGCCUUCGGCCACGACCUCAACACCAUCGAGGCCGGCUGGCAGGUCAGCCCUCAGCUCUACGGCGAUAACAGCCCCAGGUUCUUCACCUACUGGACUGACGACGCGUACAAGGAGACGGGGUGCUACAACCUGCACUGCUCGGGGUUCGUGCAGACGAGCAGCCGCGUGGCGAUCGGCGCCGCCAUCUCGCCCAUCUCCACCUACGCCGGCCGCCAGUUCGACAUCACGGUGCUCAUCUGGAAGGACCCGCGCAGGGGCCACUGGUGGCUGCAGCUCGGCUCCGGCGGAUCCGCCGGCGGGCUCGUCGGGUACUGGCCCUCCGCGCUCUUCACGCACCUCGGCUCCCGCGCCGACAUGGUGCAGUUCGGCGGCGAGGUCGUCAACGCGCGCCCCGCCGGCGCGCCGCACACGCCCACGCAGAUGGGGUCCGGCAGGUUCCCCGCCGAAGGGUACGCCCGCGCCGCCUACUUCCGCAACGUCCAGGUCGUCGACUGGGAUAAUAGCCUCGUCCCGGCGGCUGGGCUCCGGCUGCUCGCCGACCGACCGGGGUGCUAUGACAUCGCCGGCGGCAGCGGCGGCGCAUGGGGCACCUACUUCUAUUACGGUGGGCCCGGCAGGAACGCACGGUGCCCGUAGGAACGACGGAACGCCGGAAUGGGUGUUGUGCGUGUGUUACAUACGUGCUCACUCAAGCACACCUAUAGCAGAGGCUGAUUGCUAUAUUACUACUAAUGAAAGCUUUCCGUUUUUUUUUUAAAAAAAAAUCUCUCCAUGUAAAUUUGAUGCAGUUGUGAUCAUCUAACAAUUUUUGUUAAUUUAGCUUUCUCUGAUUUGUUUCAUUGUUUGUGCCCUUGUACCGAUGAGUUUGGUACAAAGGUUCGGAAUUUCAACUGAAUUUCACGAUUUUCAAUUCUA